AUGGCUGGUAAGGCCUCCUUGAGAGACCUGUUUUUCUUCUCUAGGAUUGUCCUCAGAAGACUAAGAAACCCACGUUCUCUCUGGAGAAAGGGUGGCAAUUCUCAGACGACCCAGUUCAAAUUUCAAAAGUACAUUUCCCUUUCCUGUAAACCCCAGCUCUCCAGCCAAACUCUCAUCUUUGAUGUGGAGGGUCUGUUGCUGAGGUCGCCUUCUUUGUUUCCAUACUUUAUGCUUGUGGCCUUCGAGGGAGGUGGCUUACUGAGGUCUCUUAUUCUGUUUCUUUUGUACCCUUUUGUCUGCAUGGUUAGCCAAGAGAUGGGGUUGAAGAUCAUGGUCUUCGUUUGUUUCUUUGGGAUUAAAGCGGAGAGCUUCAGAGUUGGGAGAGCUGUGUUGCCAAAGUACUUGUUAAAUGAUGUUGGGUUAGAAGGCUUCGAGGCGCUGAUGAAGUUCCAGAGAAAUGUGGGUGUGAGUGCUUUGCCCAGAGUAAUGAUCGAAGGAUUCUUGAGAGAUUACCUGGGCAUUGAAUUUGCCGUGGGUAGAGAGUUGGUGGUCUUUCGUGGAUAUUUUCUGGGUUUAAUGGAAGACAAGGAGAAAACCAGUCUGGUUUUGGAGAAGAUGCUUGGAGAAGACAAACCGAGUAGUCAUGUUGUUGGAAUUGCUGGCUCCAACAAACAUCUUCAUCAUCUGUUGUUUUCCCAGUGCAAGGAGAUUUACUGGGUGAAUGAAGCAGAGAAGAGGAGCUGGAGUCAUCUACCAAAGGAAAACUAUCCCAAACCGCUCAUCUUCCAUGAUGGUAGACUAGCUUUCAGACCAACGCCACAAGCCACUCUAGCUGCGUUCAUGUGGUUCCCGAUGGGUUUACUUCUUGCCAUCAUCAGAACCGUGGCCGGUUUAUUAUUGCCCUAUAAUAUAUCUGGUCCUAUUUUAGCCCUCACAGGAAUGAGACGCAGACAAACAAAACCGAAAUCUUCACCAACUACUGUUUCAGUCAUCCCCACACGUAAAGCAAAAGGCACUCUCUACGUCUGUAACCACAGAACCCUCUUGGACCCGGUCUACCUUUCUGCUGCCCUCAACAAACCUCUCACUGCAGUCACGUACAGCCUAAGUAGAGUGUCGGAGCUCUUGUCGCCGAUCAAAACAGUCCGAUUGACGAGAGACAGAGAGCGAGACGCAGAGACGAUGAAGAAGAUGUUGGGCCGAGGUGACCUCGUCGUCUGCCCCGAAGGCACCACCUGUAGAGAGCCGUAUCUGCUGAGGUUCAGCCCUCUGUUCGCGGAGAUGAGCGACGAGAUUGUUCCUGUAGCCAUGGACGUAGAGGUGAGCAUGUUUUAUGGAACAACGGCUGCAGGCCUGAAAUGCUUGGACCCACUUUUCUUUCUCAUGAACCCAUUUCCCACCUACAAGGUCCGUCUGCUAGACAAGGUAUCAGGGUCGUCCACGUGUUGCGAUGGUGGGCCAUCAAGGUUCGACGUGGCAAAUCAUGUGCAGAGGCGGAUUGGUCAGGCGUUGGGCUUCCAAUGCACAAAGCUUACACGGAAGGACAAGUAUUUGAUAUUGGCAGGUAAUGAAGGGAUGGUUGCAGCAGUUGGUAAUAUUAACAAACCCAUACAUCAGAGAUCAGACCUAGUCUGUUCCCAUGAAUCAUGAAUGAAUGUCAAAUAGCGACUACUUCAAAGUUCAAAAACUGAUACAUUGGGUAACUAAUG
Messenger RNA from Nelumbo nucifera (sacred lotus), 1709 nucleotides. RefSeq names its product putative glycerol-3-phosphate acyltransferase 3. The record is from RefSeq and is a predicted model, not a curated record. Gene Ontology annotation, molecular function: phosphatase activity; glycerol-3-phosphate 2-O-acyltransferase activity. NCBI's taxonomy places the organism in Eukaryota, Viridiplantae, Streptophyta, Magnoliopsida, Proteales, Nelumbonaceae. Gene Ontology annotation, cellular component: membrane. Gene Ontology annotation, biological process: cutin biosynthetic process.